AUGUACACUGCCUCGAAAAUGGAGUUUCCGUUGUACGACGCUCACCUCACCAUCAGCGAAAGCCUCGAGGGGAAUGCCAUUCCUCCCCCUGACCUCGACAAGCCGCCUCUGUUCUUGGGCUACACCACGCUUAUACUGUCGCUGAUCUUCAUGAUGUGGUUUGCCUACAACGCGUGCGUAUGCUUGGAAGAGAAAACGAGGAACUACCAUCACGCUUCGCCUAUUCUUAGUUCACGCUGGCAUCUGGUUCUCUGGUCAGCCAUCUCGCCGCAGAUUCUUCUCUUCUGCGCCUACGGCAGCUGGGUUGGAUGGAAGUUCUUUAAGCACAACUAG
Leishmania mexicana MHOM/GT/2001/U1103 is the source of this 333-nucleotide messenger RNA. RefSeq lists its product as uncharacterized. The transcript has a single exon. The coding region runs from base 1 to 333 and encodes 110 amino acids. The record is from RefSeq and is a predicted model, not a curated record. NCBI's taxonomy places the organism in Eukaryota, Euglenozoa, Kinetoplastea, Trypanosomatida, Trypanosomatidae.